Mus pahari (shrew mouse) is the source of this 1217-nucleotide messenger RNA. It is a transcript of the gene Ptgr1, whose product is annotated as prostaglandin reductase 1. Gene Ontology annotation, molecular function: 15-oxoprostaglandin 13-reductase [NAD(P)+] activity; 2-alkenal reductase [NAD(P)H] activity. The transcript is spliced from 10 exons. Bases 83 to 1072 code for a protein of 329 amino acids. Gene Ontology annotation, cellular component: cytoplasm. NCBI's taxonomy places the organism in Eukaryota, Metazoa, Chordata, Mammalia, Rodentia, Muridae. Gene Ontology annotation, biological process: prostaglandin metabolic process. The record is from RefSeq and is a predicted model, not a curated record.
UAUAAGUCAAGUCCUGGGCGCUUUGCGAAGCAUUCAGAGCGGCCUCCCGGGAAGGAGUUUCUGUGAGCUUGUGUAUACCAGGAUGGUGCAGGCCAAGAGCUGGACCCUGAAGAAGCACUUCGAAGGCUUCCCUACUGACAGUAACUUCGAGUUGAAGACGGCUGAGCUCCCACCCUUAAAUAAUGGAGAGGUCCUGCUGGAAGCCCUGUUCCUCUCUGUGGAUCCUUACAUGAGAAUUGCAGCAAAUAAACUGAAGGAGGGCGACAGGAUGAUGGGUGAGCAAGUGGCCAGAGUCGUGGAAAGUAAAAACUCAGCCUUCCCCAAAGGAACGAUUGUAGCGGCUUUAUUAGGUUGGACAUCACAUUCCAUUUCUGACGGGAAGGGACUGACAAAGCUGCCUGCAGAGUGGCCGGACAAGUUACCGCUGUCUUUGGCAUUGGGGACAGUUGGCAUGCCAGGCCUCACUGCCUACUUUGGCCUGCUUGACAUCUGUGGUAUGAAGGGUGGAGAAACAGUGAUGGUCAGCGCAGCAGCGGGAGCAGUGGGCUCUGUUGUGGGGCAGAUAGCUAAGCUCAAGGGCUGCAAAGUUGUUGGUACGGCAGGGUCUGAUGAAAAGGUUGCUUAUCUUAAGAAGCUUGGAUUCGACGUGGCCUUUAACUACAAGACAGUAAAGUCACUGGAAGAAGCUUUGCGGACAGCCUCUCCAGAUGGUUAUGAUUGCUAUUUUGAUAAUGUAGGUGGAGAGUUUUCAAACACUGUUAUACUCCAGAUGAAGACAUUCGGAAGAAUUGCCAUCUGUGGCGCCAUCUCUCAAUACAACCGUACUGGCCCAUGUCCCCAAGGCCCGCCCCCAGAGGUGGUUAUCUAUCAGCAACUCCGAAUGGAGGGGUUCAUCGUGACUCGGUGGCAAGGCGAAGUUCGCCAGAAGGCUCUGACAGAUUUGAUGAAUUGGGUCUCAGAGGGUAAAAUCCAGUAUCAUGAAUACAUCACUGAAGGAUUUGAGAAAAUGCCCGCAGCAUUCAUGGGGAUGUUGAAAGGAGAAAAUCUGGGGAAGACCAUAGUGAAAGCAUGAAAAAAAAAAAAAAAAAAAAGGCCCACGGAUCAUCCCUGGGAGAUUAGCUUCUUAACCAUCCAGUGCAAAUGUACACUGUCCUAUGUAAGAUGUAAUAGCAAUGAGUUUGAUCUAGCUAAUAAAACAUGUGUGGUUUUUUUCCCCA